Lactuca sativa (garden lettuce) is the source of this 2090-nucleotide messenger RNA. Its product is annotated as putative inactive receptor kinase At1g48480. Lineage: Eukaryota; Viridiplantae; Streptophyta; Magnoliopsida; Asterales; Asteraceae. Gene Ontology annotation, biological process: protein phosphorylation. The record is from RefSeq and is a predicted model, not a curated record. Gene Ontology annotation, molecular function: protein binding; protein kinase activity; ATP binding.
GCAGUCAAUAGUCAACGCAUAAAUCUCUUCUUCUCCUUCUUCAUGCAGCGUUUUCUCUACGGAGAACCAACUUCAACUAGAAAUAACCUCCAUAGAUUCUCACAAACAAACAGAAAAAAAAAAAAAAAAAAAAAAAAAGGUCUUCUUUCUUCAAUAAUGGAAUUUUUUAAUCUUCUUGCAUCAAUCUUCUUCUGUUUUCUUUGUUUUCAAUCGGAUAUUUCCUUCUCCGACAUCAUCGCCGACAGAUUGGCACUCACCAGAUUCCGCUCCGCCGUACGCGGGAACACACUCCGGUGGAACAUUUCCAACCCGUCCCCCUGUUUAUGGCAAGGAGUCACAUGCGACAAUUCCAGCAACCGUGUCACCGCCCUUCGCCUCCCAGGUGCCCGGCUCUCUGGACAGAUCCCACUCAACUCCAUCGGGAGCUUAACCCAACUUCAGGCACUCAGCCUCCGUGGAAACCUCCUCUCCGGCGAAAUACCGCAAGACCUGGAGUUUUGCUCUGAGCUCGAUAUGCUUAACCUGCAAAACAACCGAUUUUCCGGCGAAAUUCCGGUGACCCUUUUUAGGCUCUCUAAUCUAACCCGAUUAGACAUCUCGGGCAACAAUUUUUCUGGAGAAAUAUCGCCCAAUUUAAGCAAUUUAACAAGAUUGACGCUUCUUUUUCUACAAAACAACCAAUUCACCGGACAAAUUCCGGACAUCAACACUUCCUUAACACAAUUCAACGUCUCUAUGAAUAGACUCAACGGUAGUAUCCCCACCCGCCUAGCCAAUUUUCCGAUCGAAUCAUUCACAGGCAACGAUUUAUGCGGCAGUCCUCUAAGUUCUUGCUCAAAUGAAGGCAAAAGCAACAAACUUUCCGGCGGAGCAAUCGCCGGAAUCGUAAUCGGAUCAAUUCUGGGGUCAAUUUUGAUCAUCGUAGUGAUUUUCUAUCUGUGUAGAAACUUUAUCAGAUCAAGAAGUUCAACGCGAGCUGUUCAAGAUGCAGCGUCAACAGUACCACCAUCACCGGUGAAGCCACCGGAAUACGCCGCCCGGAGUCCUGAUCAUAUCAUGGUCGGUGAAAACACCGGGUCAGAUGAAGGGUAUUCGAGUCGUGUAGAAAAUAAGGAUGAAUUAGUGUUCUUUGGACAUGGUGGUUUCUUUCUGGAUGAUCUAUUGAGAGCUUCAGCAGAGGUUUUGGGGAAAGGAACUAUAGGUACAACUUAUAAAGCGUACUUAGACCAUAGUGAAGUGAUUGUGAAGAGGCUCAAGAAUGUUAGUGUUACUAAAAGGGAGUUCACCAAGAGAAUUGUGUGCAUUGGUGAGUUGUACCAUGAGAAUCUUUUGCCUGUUAGAGGUUACUAUUUUGGGAAAGAAGAAAAACUUCUUGUUUUUGACCCGAAGCCCAUGGGAAGCUUGUCUUCAUAUUUAAAUGGAAAUGAAGAGGCAAGAUCUCUAUUGACAUUUGAGGUUAGAAGUAGGAUUGCUUUUCAAGUUGCUAUAGGCCUUGAACACCUCCAUUCUCACAAUCUUCAACAUGGCAACAUCAAAUCAAACAACAUCCUACUUACCGAAGAGUUUCAAGCUUUGAUAUCUGAAUCAGGGUUGAUCCAACUUGUGUCAUCUCCAACCACAGGUUUAUCUGGUUAUCGUGCCCCUGAGUUGAUUGACACGCGUAUAGCAUCCAAAGAUGCGGAUGUUUAUAGUUUUGGGAUACUGAUUCUUGAAUUGCUAACGGGUAAGGAUCCUACCAUUUUGUUGAAUGAGGAAGGGGUUGAUCUUCCCACAUGGGUCCAAUCCGUGGACGAAGGGAAGUGGAUGAGUGAUGUUAUCGAUUUGAAUUUGGGAAAUGAUUCAAGCAAUGAGGAGAAGAUUAUGAAAUUAUUGCAUCUUGGCAUUCGUUGUGCUUCUAAGGUACUACGUAGGCGAGGUUCUAUGACGGAAGUUGCACAACAAAUCAAGAAAAUAUGUGUGGUUUGAAGGUUUUAUAAACUUUGGAAUCUUGAUGUAAAUUAGUAAAUGAGAAAAGAAAACAAUUGAUAUUUUUUGUGGAUUGAAUGUAUAGAAGAAAUUUUGAUUGAUCCAAACUUGCAUUAAUUUCAUUA